Messenger RNA from Trichobilharzia regenti, 2282 nucleotides. Lineage: Eukaryota; Metazoa; Platyhelminthes; Trematoda; Strigeidida; Schistosomatidae. The record is from the annotation of a GenBank genome assembly.
CUUUUUAAAAGUAGGUUGAUGAACUCCAAAACACCCUAUCCGAAAAUAAUAUACUUAGACGGCAUUGCUUACGAAAAUAAUGAGGCGAUAUGUGAACUGUUUAGCAAGCACUUCGCCAGAUUAUACACCUUAGAGAACGAUGAAGUCGUGGAUUUCCCACGUAAAACAGACGAAUGUUUAAGUGACAUAAUUUUCACCACACAUGAGAUCGAUAAAGCUGUCGCAAAUCUUAAGCUUAGUAACACUACUGGCCCAGACGGUAUAUCUUCCGUUCUGCUGAAAAAAGGUGGUAAUGACAUGAGUUUACUCUUACUCAAGUUAUACUCAAUUUCAUUAAGCGAUGGGACAUACCCUAACUGCUGGAAGAAGUCUUAUAUUGUACCUAUCCAUAAAUACGGGCCUAUAGCUGAUAUCAACAACUACCGCCCCAUCAACAUCACGUCUGUAGUUUCACGUGUAAUGGAAAAGAUAGUUAAGACUCAAAUCAUUCAGUACUUGCUGUCAAAUGACCUACUAUCCCCAUCCCAAUACGGUUUCUUAAGUAGAAGGUCGUGCAUUACUUGCCACUUAGAUUAUUUUGACUACAUCACACAAAGCAUUGAUAAUGGGCGUUCGGUAACAACAUUGUUUCUUGACGUUAGCAAGGCCUUCGAUAAAGUCCCACAUAUCAGACUCCUAACAAAACUCCAAUCCUACGGAAUAACCGGAAAUCUUCACAAAUGGAUAAGUUCUUUUCUCACAGAAAGAGAGCAAUUAGUCAAAAUCAACCACCAGUUGUCUUCCUCAAAGCCGAUAACCAGUGGUGUAAUACAAGGUAGUGUUCUUGGCCCUAUUCUAUUCCUCUUAUUUAUAAAUGACAUAGUCUCUGUAAUCAAGUAUGGCAAGCCAUACCUUUUUGCAGAUGAUCUCAAGAUAGUAUAUGAUUAUGGGUACGGUGAUAUGAGCGUCGAAAGCAAGAUCCAACAAGACUUAAAUGAUCUAGGCGAUUGGAGCGAAAAGUGGCAACUGACUUUCAACCCAGACAAGUGCGGUAUAACCCACCUUGGACGCUGGAAACCGAUAAUGUGCCUAUAUAUGUACGGUAAGCUCCUCUCAAAACUGAACACAGUCACAGAUCUCGGGAUAACAUACUCAGAUUUAUCCUUUUCCGAUCACGCAAAUAAGGUUGUAUCUGACUGUAAACGACUUACUGGCUUUGUACUGCGUAACUUCUACACCCAAGAAGCAAGAUUAGCUAUAUAUAGGACAUGUAUCCGUCCCAAACUUGAAUAUUGUGCUCUCCUAUUUAGUAACCUCAGGACUGUAGACAGAAAAAAAAUCGAAAGUGUCCAGAGAUUCCUCACGAAACGCAUAAUAGGGUUCGACCAACAAGUGGAAUAUGUUGACAGGUGUGUACGUCUGAAAUUAGAGCCUCUGUGGUUAAGGAGAGUGAAGUGCAACCUAUUUCUACUCUUCAAAGUCAUUAGGAAACACUGCUACAGUAACUCAUCCAUAACGUGGGAAAAUAUUAAAUCAUAUCAGCUGCGAAACCACGACUACCUUGUCAAGGUGGCUACCCACAGAAAAUCCAUUAGGGCAAACUUUUUCACCAUAAAAUAUUGCACUCUUUGGAACCAACUACCACCUGAAAUAAGAUGUUGUGAAAACCCUGAUGGGUUCAAACGGAGCCUAGAAAGACACUUUAACAUGUCCACCCUAGCUCGUCUAAAAGACCACAACUGUUGGUAGAACGGAAAUUGAAGGCCAGUCCAGUCUUCAGUAUAGUCACAUACGUAUAUCUCGACUCUAAUACUCACGCAGCGAACGUUAACUAAUUUACUGAUUUCUAUUCUCUAUAAUUUUCACUAAGUUGUGUUGGUAAAAGUAACACUGGAAAUAAUUGUAAUAGCAUCCACACCUUUUAACGUUUUACAUAUGUAUAUACUAAUAUAAUAAUACUUAUUAAUCAUGCAUGUUCAAUUCUUAAAUUAGAUGGUUAUUAAAAUACUUAAAAUAUUUAUGCAUCAAAUGUUCUCUUGCUUUACCACGCUUGUUUCCCUUAUAACACUCAAUUAUUGAGCCUAGUGUAUUAUUUGAUAUACGAAUUAUAUUAUUGAUUAUACUCUUAUCAUAUAUGGUUUGAUUUACUCUACGGCUCCCUGUAGACUAACCACCAUUCUUCAGUAUACACACACUGCAGUAUUGUUAAAAAAUGCCAAAAUUUUGUUGGUUCUGUGUUAAUAUCUUUUUAUAAUAUGUCUAGACACGUUACUUUGCAAUGUCAGAUGUUUACUAUAUAUAAG